This is a messenger RNA of Aspergillus pseudoviridinutans, 552 nucleotides long. RefSeq lists its product as uncharacterized. NCBI's taxonomy places the organism in Eukaryota, Fungi, Ascomycota, Eurotiomycetes, Eurotiales, Aspergillaceae. The coding region runs from base 1 to 552 and encodes 183 amino acids. The transcript is spliced from 2 exons. The record is from RefSeq and is a predicted model, not a curated record.
AUGGACAUUAGACGACACCAACGCUCAGAUCUCACAGAACGGUCGCGGCCCAGGCAACUGUCUGCAAAAAGGCAGCGCCGUGGGCAGCGCGAAGCUUGGCUCAGUUCUAUCUCAAUCAACACUCCUAGCCCUUCUGAAUAUGACACCAAAGGCCAAAGCCCAGAGAUGCAGGUUAAGGCGCGACAGAAACCUACGUCCAGCUCUCACAAUGACCAACCAACAGCGCAACCGCCCAUUGCACGGGCUCGGCGACUGGGAGCGCGACGGAUGCGGUUGGUCAAGGCUCCACUCGAGCGUGGGAGUGCGGGAAAUCCUUCAGAGGAAGAGAGACCAACACCAGAUCUCUCAGAUCAGGUGGCAUAUCAUAAUUCAUUCCUCGACGUUUUCGGUCUGCCGUUGAAUAACCCUGUAGUAACUGAUCUCCCUCCCCCUGCUACGCCCUACAAUAUACUUCAAGCUCUCUGGGUGUUGGUCGACAUGCGGCCGCACAGGGGUUCUGUUUCACGCUACGCGACCCGCGGCGCAAGUCGGCUGCUCAAGGGAGAUUUCUAA